UUAUUUUGAUAAUGUUGCAUUGAAUGUGUAGAUUGCUUUCAGUAGUAUCAACGUUUUAGCAAUAUUUGUUCUUCCAAUCCUUGAGCAUGGAAUGUUUUUCCAUUUCUUUAUGUCUUCUUCAAUUUCUUUCAUAAGCUUUCUAUAGUUUUCAGUGUACAGAUCUUUUACCUCUUUGGUUAGGUUUGUUCCUAAGUAUAUUAAGGUUUUUGGAGCAGUGUAUAAAUGGGAUCAAUUCCUCGUUUCUCUUUCUGCCGCCUCAUUACUGGUGUAUAGAAAUGCAUCCGAUUUCCGUACAUGGAUUUUAUAUCCUGCGACUUUCCUGAAUUCCUCUAGCAUCUCUAGCAGUUUUUUGGUGGAAACUUCUGGGUUUUCCGUGUAGAGUAUCACGUCCUCUGCGAAGAGUGAAGGUUUGACUUCUUUUGUGCCAAUUUGGAUGCCUUUUAUUUCGUUGUCUGAAAGCUGAGGCUAGGUCUUGUAACACUAAUAUUUGAUUCUGAAGGGUCCAGGAGCUGUUUGAAAUUCUUGUGAACAAACUUAUUAGAACUGAACCAGAUUUGAAAGAAAAUUUUUUUUUAAUUUUGUUCCUUUUCAGAUUCUCUUUUUUGCAAACCUCCCAUAACGUUCUGUGUGCAUUCGGGUUUUGUCCUUCAAAUUUGUCUGUUACAUUCUGAACCAACAUGCCAUUUUACUCCAUAACAGAAACAUUCUGUUUUAAACAAAGAAACAAAAAACCCACGUCAUCUUGAAACUCCUAGUGGACUCUCACUCAUGUAUGUUAGUUAUAACUUUUAAGCAAAUUCACUUGUAUUUUAUUGUGAAAACUACAGAGUGAAUAAUUGUGAAUUUCUUUCAUGUUAGUGGAUUUAGCAGAUUUCAUGAACACACCUAUCCCAGAAUUACUCAGCCACAUACUUAUAUAACUUCUCACUGUGGCAGAAAUGACCAUGGUCAUGGGCAGGCUCAAAAAUAGAGCCUCUUUCUAGCAUGUGCAAAUAAGAAGCAAAAAUAUAUGAACUAGAAUUAUACUUAGUUAUCAGUGUUUCAACAUUCUGUCUUAAAAAUUAUCUAGGCAUCUAUGGGAUGCCUGGGUGGCUCAUUCAGUGAAGCAUCCAACUCUUGGUUUCGGCUCAGGUCAAGAUCUCACAAUUCAUUAGAGUCUUGCAUAGGUCUCUGUGAGCCUGCUUGGGGCUCUCUGUCCCUCUCUCUCUGCUCCUCCCCCACUUUCUCUGCCUCUCAAAUAAAUAAACAUUAAAAAAAAUUAGGUAUGUAUUGAAUGUCCAUUAACUAUCAGUCCAAAGUUAUGCAUUAUCUAGAAAUCUUAAAAAUUAUCUUCUCGUUGACAUACUAUGAAACGUGAUUGCUGUGUAGCAUGAAGUUUGUCCAACCAGUGAUUCAAUUUGGUUAAUUAUAAAUUUAUAUACAUAUCAUAAUCUUAAACAUAAAAUACAUUAACACCAGUUUAUGUGAUCAGUAAAAGAUUGUAAGUUUAGGAAGAACAUACCUGAGUAGUAGAUAAAUGCAUAUUUGUGUUAUAGUUAACACUGAUACAAGAGAAAGGACUUAGUUGUUUUCAUUAAAUCUAAACGAUUGAACUAGUCCUGUUUGCCAAAGAUUUACUUAAAUUGAAUUUGAUAUCUUAAAAUAGUUGUGAUUUAGCUUCUGGGAGAAUAUAUAUUGUUUAGAUCUACCUCAUUUAAAGUAUCAUAGUUCAGUUUCCUUAUUUUCAAGAAAAUUUGGAAAUACUCAAUGUGUGUAAGCAAUUAUUUAUCUAGAAAUGCAAUUUAAGAACAGAGCUCCCUUAAUUUAAGAGAUUUUAUAAUCUGUUAAUAUCAUCCAGAGGUAGGAAAACAUUGUACACUCACACAAUCAAAGGUGAAGACCUUUGUGUGUUAAAGACAGAGACAUAUGGGCCCAGACAAGUAGAGCUUAUAGCUUCAAUCCUAUAAUUUCAGGCAUAUGUGAAGUAUAACACAGAAACAGCCAAUCUCAUCAGUCCAGAUAUCAAAAAGCUCUUCUCCCCUCAGAGAGUAUGCAGUUCUUAAUGGAUUUGAACAAAGACUGGAAAAUGAGGUUGUGUUUUGUCUUUCACCCAAAAGAAACUGGAUCUCUUUGGACUCAUUUUGAGAGAUUUCCACAUGGUCAGAUCCUAAAACCAAACUCUGAACCAUUUUUUUAAACAAUGUUUAUUGUGAGAGGGAGAGAAUGAGUGAGCAAGCAGGGGAAGGGCAGAGAGAGAGAGGGAGACAGAAUCCCAAGCAGGCUCCAUAUUGCCAGAGUGGAGCCCAACGUGGGGCUUGAACCCGUGAACCCUGAGCUCAUGACCCGAAACAAAAUCAAGAGUUGGAUGCUUAACUGACUGAGCCACCCAGGCACCCCCCCCCCAGUCAUUUUGGUUAACGAUAAAAAUAAAUCAUUGGCUGUAAAUGAACAAAAAUGAAACAGAAACACAAAGUUAGCAGAGAAGGAAAUUAAAAUUAUUAAAAAUUUAAAUUAGAAAAAAUCAACAAAGUGCUCUUGGUGCUUUGGAUUCACCUAGAAGAAAUGAGACACCCCUGGGUAUUAACUGAGAAUGAGGUACACUUUUUUGUCUUUGAAUUUUAUCUGGCUCUGACAGGUGAAUCUAGUGGGCAUAUCACUGUGACCUCCAAACCAGUUAGAAGAUAUUUUCAAAGAGAGUCAACUCAUGACCUUUAUAUCGAUGUAACGUGAAAAUGUGUUAAGAGUCUUCACUGAUGAGGAUAUUGUAACCAAUCCAGAAGAGAAUCCAAAGAACGUAGAAAUAUUGAUAAUCUUUAGAUGUGUCAACGGGGGCAAAAUUGGUUUUAGUUUGGACCUCUACUGGACCAAGCAUUCAGUAUGUGUGUCCCUGACGGGCAAUUUACAAAGGGCUGUCAAAGAGCUCAAAGACCAUGGAAGGCCGGGACCAGGUAACCUGGAGGGGAGUGUCCUCAAGACAGAGCACUGUGUCAGUGGAAACGUUCCCGUUCUUGUUUGUACUAGACUGUUGAGGGCCAGGAGAAAGAGUUCCCUCGUAAAGAGGGUCCAGUGCAGUCAACAGGGAGACCAGGUUUCUGUCAUGGAUGUUUCCAGGUCAGUCCUGAGCAGGGCACAGUGACAUCAGCGACACCAGUGACAUCAUAAUGUCGGAGGUGUCAUAUAAGCAGCUCCCUGACCAGUGAGGGGCACACUUGGUAGGAGUCGGCGCCGACAUCCUGCCACCCUCGGGCCAGCGGGACGGUCAGGCCGGGCCGAUCGGGUUCCAACCCAGCACGCGGCAUGUCUGGGAGGCGCCGCCGUCGGCACCGUCGCAGACGGAGGAGGCACGCGGAGUCCCGCUCCAGGAGAGCCGAGCUGCAAUUCCCGGUCAGCCGCGUGGAGCGUCUCCUGCGAGAGUGUCGCUACGCCCCGCGCCUGAGCGCGUCCACCCCGGUCUUCCUGACCGCCGUUCUCGAGUACCUGACGGCCAACAUCCUGGAGCUGGCGGGCAAGGAGGCUCUGGACAGCCACAAGAUGCGCAUCACCCCGGAGCACGUGCAGCGAGCUCUGGGCAGCAACCAGCACCUCAGGGGUCUCCUCGAGAACACCACCUCCCCUCGGGUGGAUGGGAUGCCCCGAGUUCGGAAGUGGUGAUGCCCGCGCCCCCUCGUCCGGACCCCGAAGCCGCCCACAGAUGAGGGAGGCCUGGCCUUGUGUCUGCACGUGACAUUAAAGGAGUUAACUCCAGGGCCGUGCCUCUGA
Acinonyx jubatus (cheetah) is the source of this 3738-nucleotide messenger RNA. RefSeq names its product histone H2A-beta, sperm-like. The coding region runs from base 3277 to 3630 and encodes 117 amino acids. The record is from RefSeq and is a predicted model, not a curated record. Gene Ontology annotation, cellular component: nucleosome. NCBI's taxonomy places the organism in Eukaryota, Metazoa, Chordata, Mammalia, Carnivora, Felidae. The transcript has a single exon. Gene Ontology annotation, molecular function: DNA binding; structural constituent of chromatin; protein heterodimerization activity.